Thelazia callipaeda (thelaziosis nematode) is the source of this 2118-nucleotide messenger RNA. The record is from the annotation of a GenBank genome assembly. NCBI's taxonomy places the organism in Eukaryota, Metazoa, Nematoda, Chromadorea, Rhabditida, Thelaziidae.
AUGACGCGAAAGUUCCUAGUUGGCGGCAACUGGAAGAUGAAUGGUGAUAAGGCAAGUGUCGAUAAUAUCAUUAAAUUUUUGAACGAAGGUGCUGUAGUACCGAAUGUCGAUGUUGUGGUAGCUCCACCUGCUCCAUAUCUAUCCUAUGUUAAAGAUAAACUCAACAGUGCUAUUGAAGUCUCUGCGCAAAACUGCUAUAAGGUUGCGAAAGGUGCUUUCACGGGAGAAAUUUCUGCAGCGAUGCUAAAAGAUUUGGGAUUGCAUUGGGUGAUUUUAGGACACUCCGAGCGGCGUCAUAUUUUUAAUGAAUCUGACGAUUUGAUCGCAGAUAAAGUUGUGCAUGCCACUGAAAAUGGCUUAGAAGUGAUCUUUUGUUGUGGUGAGAAGUUAGAUGAACGAGAAGCUGGGAAAACCAAAGAUGUAAAUUUCCGACAACUGCAAGCAGUAAUUGAUAAGAAAGCAGAUUGGAAAAAAAUUGUGAUAGCUUAUGAACCAGUAUGGGCUAUUGGUACUGGAAAAACAGCUUCGCCAGACCAAGCUCAAGAAGUACAUGGUUGGAUUCGAGAAUUUCUUAAAGAAAAGGUUUCUGCAGAUGUCGCUGAUAAAACCCGUAUUCUUUACGGAGGAUCCGUAACCGCUGAAAAUGCUGCUGACUUGGCUAAAAAGCCAGAUAUUGACGGUUUCCUGGUUGGUGGUGCAUCUAUUUAUGUAAACGAACCGGCAACUAGCGGCAAGAUAUGUAUGACAACAACUGUUGGCGAUAUUGAUAUUGAACUAUGGUGCAAAGAAUGCCCUCUUGCAUGUCGGAAUUUUAUUCAGCUAUGCAUGGAGGGUUAUUAUAAUGAUACCAUAUUUCAUCGGGUGAUUCAAGACUUUAUUGUACAAGGUGGUGAUCCGUUGGGUACUGGCGAAGGUGGUGAGAGUGUAUAUGGCACUUCAUUCAAAAAUGAAUUUCAUCAACGAUUAAAAUUCAAUCGUCGUGGUCUUCUUGGAAUGGCGAGUGGGAAUGAUGGUAUGAAUGGCUCUCAGUUUUUUUUCACUCUUACUGCUACACCGGAUCUCACGAAAAAACAUACUCUUUUUGGAAAAAUUACUGGUGACACAUUAUUCAAUAUGUUGCGUUUAGCGGAGUGUGAAACAUAUAAGGAUGACAGACCACAAUCAGUUCAAAAAAUAAUACGAACACAGGUUUUAAGUAAUCCAUUUACUGACAUAGUCCCAAGAGAAGCGAAAAAAGAGAAGGAAAACAAAAUCCGAGGGAAGAAGGACGUUAAAAAAAACUUAGCACUUCUUUCGUUUGGUGAUGAAGCAGAGGAAGAUGAAGUUGAGCUGCAGAAAGUCAAUGAGAUUUUGAAUUGCAAAAGUAAAAGUGCUCAUGAUGUAUUAGCGGAUGAAACUCUCAGUAAAGAAUUAGUUGUACCCACAGAAGAAUUGGUCGAUCCAGCAUUUGCAUCUUUCAUAGAAGAUCCGGAAGAACGAGAAGGUCGGAUGGAACGGAUUAAAGAAAAAUUAAAAAGUCGUAAACGAAAAGCCAGUCAAAAUGCUGAAGAAGAGAUAGACGAGGAUGAAAACUUUGAAGAAAUGAUUAAGAAAGAGAUGAGUGAUCGUCAAAAGCUGGAACUUGAAAAAAUCGCAGCUGAGGUGAAUUCAAUUCGUAGAGAUCUGAAAACAAUGCUUAAACCAAAAAGAGAACGAAGAGAGACAAAAGUUGAAAAAGUAGUUACGGAAGCAACAAAGAAGCACCUUCAAAUGAAGCAAAAGUUUAAGGACGAUGCGAAAGUAAAAUUAAAGUCGAAAGAUCCACUUCGACAAGAUGAAACAAUAGCGAUGCUCAAAAAAAUUUUGGCGAAACAUGAAAGUAUGAAACGACUAACUACGAUCAAGUCAGCAGAUCCCAAAGUAGGAGGGAAAACAAGUGAGCAGGUUGGAAAGCUUAAUUUCGACAAUGAAGAAGAUCUGGAUACAGCUGAGAUUAUAGUACAUAAAUUUGUGGCACCCGAAGAUAACGAACAGAUGAGUAAAGCAAAAGAUGCCAAUUUACGAGAAGAAAGUGAAGACUGGUAUGAUAUUACUGACCCACGGAACAAGAUGAAUCAGCGAAGGAGAGCAGCACAGUAG